AUGUGGAUAUUACCGCUCCUAGGCUACGUCGGCGUGAUCCUUGGCUUCGGCUUCUUGACGCUCGCUAUAGCAUCCGGCCUCUACUACCUCUCCGAGCUCGUCGAAGAGCACACGGUCCUCGCGAAGAAACUGCUCUACCGACUGAUCUACGGCGUCAUCGUGCUGCAGGUGUUGCUGCUGGCUGUGGAUGGGUUCCCUGUGGGACUGAGCGCGCUGAGCAUUGUGUCGCAUGCGAUAUAUGCGCAGAACCUGAGGAAGUUUCCGAUUGUGAAAUUGACGGAUCCGCUGUUUUUGGUUUCUUGUGCACUGGUCAUUGCCAACCACUACCUGUGGUUCAGACACUUCAGCGCGCCGCCCCCGAGCUCGUCGUACUCAUCAUAUCCUUACUCACGCGACGCCAAUAUUCCUUCGUUCACGGAGAUUGCUAGCUACUUUGGACUCUGUGUAUGGCUCGUACCGUUCGCGCUCUUCGUUUCUCUAUCUGCCAGCGAGAAUGUUCUACCGUCUAUGGGAUCUGAGUAUGCGACAGGAGAGGGAAGCAGCUACAUAAGUGCUGGCAAAGCGCCUGACGCUUUCGCCAGUGGCACUGGUAGUGGUGUUGGAGGCAGCAGUACCGGUAUGGAAGGAAAGAGGAGGGCAAGGAGUGGAACGAAUGCAGGUCUCGCUAAACAGGUCGUCACUGGAGUAAGAGAAUGGGUUGGAGAGACUGGCGAGGUAAUGGGGUUCUGGAAAGGAGAGAGGACAAGGCCUACCUUCUGA
Messenger RNA from Parastagonospora nodorum SN15, 759 nucleotides. RefSeq lists its product as hypothetical. Lineage: Eukaryota; Fungi; Ascomycota; Dothideomycetes; Pleosporales; Phaeosphaeriaceae. Gene Ontology annotation, biological process: endoplasmic reticulum to Golgi vesicle-mediated transport. Gene Ontology annotation, cellular component: Golgi membrane; endoplasmic reticulum membrane; COPII-coated ER to Golgi transport vesicle. The record is from RefSeq and is a predicted model, not a curated record. The transcript is spliced from 3 exons. The coding region runs from base 1 to 759 and encodes 252 amino acids. Gene Ontology annotation, molecular function: COPII receptor activity.